This is a messenger RNA of Emys orbicularis (European pond turtle), 1581 nucleotides long. RefSeq names its product beta 3-glucosyltransferase (gene B3GLCT). The coding region runs from base 1 to 1581 and encodes 526 amino acids. Gene Ontology annotation, molecular function: acetylglucosaminyltransferase activity. The record is from RefSeq and is a predicted model, not a curated record. Lineage: Eukaryota; Metazoa; Chordata; Testudines; Emydidae. Gene Ontology annotation, cellular component: membrane. The transcript is spliced from 16 exons.
AUGCCUCGGGAGCGCGGCGGCUGCUGCUGCUGGCUGCUCCCCGCGCUGCUGCUGCUCCUGCCGCCGCUCUGCGCGCCGGCUUUGACUAUAAGUGUAGCUGCUGAAGAUGCAAAGGAACAGAUUGAGCAACUGGUAUCACAGGAGUCUGAAAAAAGUGGAAAAUCAAAUAAAAUAAACAUAGAAUUACAAGAAAUUGUAUUUGUCAUCCAGAGUCAAAGUAACUCUUUUCAUUCAAAAAGAGCAGAAGAUUUAGAGCGCAAUAUUUUAAAACAGGCUGAAGAGCUUGGAAAGGAAUUACCUAGAGUUCUGCUUAUUCAUCAGAUGAACAGACAUGAUGAUGCAUGGACUAUACUACCAUUAAUGCAAGACUUCUCUGCUUCCUAUGGUAGAAACUCCUCAUGGAUUUUCUUCUGUGAAGAAGAUACAAGAAUACAAAUUGUUAAGCUGCUGGAAACACUUAGAAGAUUUGACAAGUCUAAGGAAUGGUUCUUAGGAAAAGCAUUAUAUGAUGAAGAAUCUACAAUAAUACAUCAUUAUGCCUUUGCUGAAAAUCCUACAGUCUUUAAAUUUCCAGAUUUUGCUGCUGGCUGGGCACUUAGUAUUCCGCUUGUAAACAAGCUUGCAAACAAGCUGAAAAGUGAACCACUUAAGUCAGACUUUACAAUAGAUUUAAAACAUGAGAUUGCAUUAUAUAUUUGGCAGAAAGGCAAUGGACCACAUCUUACUCCAGUGCCUGAGUUUUGUACGGAUGACUUGAACUCAUAUAAGGCUGUUCACUGUGCCACAAUGUUCAGUAACUUCCUACCAGUUUGCGGAGAUCCAGUGAAGAAAGAGGAUAUCUUUGUUGCUGUAAAAACAUGCCGAAAAUUUCACAGAGACAGAAUACCGAUUGUAAAGCAGACCUGGGAAGGUGAGGCUACCCUUGUUGAAUAUUAUAGUGAUUAUGCAGAGACCUCCAUUCCUACUAUAGAUUUAGGAGUACCUAAUACUGAAAGAGGUCAUUGCGGGAAGACUUUUGCCAUUUUGGAAAGAUUUUUGAAUCACAGCUCUUCCAAAACACCAUGGUUAGUCAUUGUGGAUGACGACACCUUAAUAAGUAUCUUUAGGCUCCGGAAAUUACUCAGCUGCUAUGACCCUAAUGAACCAGUGUUUCUUGGAGAGCGUUAUGGCUACGGAUUGGGAACAGGAGGAUAUAGUUAUAUCACUGGCGGAGGAGGAGUUCUCCCCUCACCCUGCAUCAAGAAAAAAUGUGUGGAGGUAAGGGACAGGAUGGUUUUCAGCAGAGAAGCAAUCCAAAAACUACUUGCUAGUAAAUGCCAGUGUUACAGCAAUGAUGCUCCAGAUGAUAUGGUCCUUGGAAUGUGUUUCAGUGGUUUAGGAAUCCCCAUAACACACUGUCCACUUUUCCAUCAGGCAAGACCAAUGGACUAUCCAAAGGACUACCUUGCUCACCAAAUUCCAAUAUCAUUUCACAAGCAUUGGAACGUUGAUCCAGUCAAGGUGUAUUUCACAUGGCUGGCACCAAAGAUGGAAGAUUCAUUUACUGAAAAGAAACAGAGACGUAUAAGGGAAGAUUUAUAA